Achroia grisella is the source of this 1781-nucleotide messenger RNA. It is a transcript of the gene PIG-S, whose product is annotated as GPI transamidase component PIG-S. The transcript has 11 exons. Gene Ontology annotation, biological process: attachment of GPI anchor to protein. The coding region runs from base 157 to 1749 and encodes 530 amino acids. The record is from RefSeq and is a predicted model, not a curated record. Gene Ontology annotation, cellular component: GPI-anchor transamidase complex. Lineage: Eukaryota; Metazoa; Arthropoda; Insecta; Lepidoptera; Pyralidae.
UUCAACAAACUUUGAAUUUCGAGUAAAUAAUAUAUGAAUUUCUUGAAUAUCUAUUAUUAAUAACAAUAUAUAUAUAUAUUACUCAGUGUUAAUUUGGUUUGGUUAAUUUAUUCAGUGAUAACUGUGUAGUUUUAUAUUAAUGUUUCAUAAUUCAUCAUGACUAAAAUGGAAGCGAAAUCAGAAGUCGAAGAGUCGAAUCGGAUGUGGUCGAGCGCGUCUUUCGUCGGCGUGCUCUUUAUUAUUGGUCUACCGCUGUGGUGGAAGACUACAGAGGUUUACAGAGUAUCACUUCCAUACGACAAGAUCAACUCGUUCAACACUCUAUCACACGCGGUGACAGCCGAGCUGACUGUACUGGCGAACGACAAUGCUGCAGCAGAAGUAAUUGUAAACCACAUAAAAAAGGAAUUCGAGGAAUCUGAUGUAAUAAAAUUAAACAUCAAGAAAUUAGUACUGCCUGAUGAUCUCCGUCGCACUUUGGACAGCGUUGCUGAUGAGAAUGAUGCUGUGGAGGAAGUAGCUGGGAAGUAUAACCUGAAGAAGCAUAAUACCUUCUAUGUGGUGCAAAGGUCGCCGCUGCACCAGGACGUGUGGUUGAGUGAGGAGAGGCUGGCUUUCUUCAGGGAUGCUAAAGCAUCAAAAACUCUGGUCCAAGUCCUGAAGCAGUGGGUGUACCAGACCUCGAUAUUGGAAGGUAGUCGUUUGGAUACCCCGGACGUGGCUCGCCAGACCCGUUUUCCACCAGGAGAAGAGUACCACAUCGUACUAUCUGUAGUCCAUCCGAAACCUGAUGGUUUAGCAGUUGAUUUUGAUGCAGGAGAUGCUGUUGAAAAUUACAUUGGCUCGUUCGUGGACGAAUUGAGCGAACUCCACAACUUCACACUGAAAUCGCAAUGGCUUUAUUUACUUGACUUCGACUUUCAGGCAAAGGAGGUGAAAGACGGUAGUGAGUGGGGUCGCCACUACGCAGUGCGGAGGGAGCGACUGCAGCUGCUCCUGACGCGGCUUGAGGAGCGCGCGGCGCCGCAGGUGUCCACGCUGCCCACGCUCAACAUCGCGCUCUACCUGGUGCCGUGCACACACGCGCCGCUACUCAUAUACGAUCACAACGAUAAGCCAGUAUCAUCAUCAGUGCAAGCCUUCAUGUCUCCAAAAUGGGGAGGCGUGAUGCUGUACAGCCCGACGGCGGCAGAAUGCGCUGCCGCCAGUCCAGCCUCCAAGCCUGACGUCCGACUGAUCAUGGGCACCUUCCUGGCACAGCUGAGGACGCUCCUCGGGAUUGCUGAUAUUUCGAGUAUACCGGGCGCGCGUGUGGAGCCCUUGACGUCGGUGAGGCCGCGGCGCUGGGAGCUGGAUGCACUGCUGCGGCUGCGGACCACAGGACAGCUGGCGGCGGCACAGCGCGCGCUCGCCUCCCUCGCUCAGCUGCUAGGCGAGAUAUCAAACAUAGUGAUCAAUGAUGAAGUGGGCGCGUCCAUUAAUUCUGCUGUGGAGUCCAUCGAAGCAGCAGAGACAUUGCUCUCCAAGGAUCUUCUAGAGGCAUAUAAGCUGUCUCUACGCGCGCACAUCGACGCAGAGACAGCCUUCAUGGAACCCAGUCUGCUCGCGCUAUUGUACUUCCCAGAUGACCAGAAGUACGCUAUCUACAUUCCCUUGUUUCUGCCAAUAAUGUUCCCAGUAAUACUCUCCCUCAAGAACUUGCUGCUGUGGUUCAGAGGGAAAACAGUGAACAAAGAGAAGACUGAGUGAAGUCAGUAUUACGUAUUAUAUAAAUAAAUUAA